GUGUGCUGGAGGGAUUUCUGAGGGCAGGUUGUCCUGGAGGAAUGUGGGGAAGGUAGCAGAGUCACAGCUGCCGCCUCCAAGGACAUCUGCAUAGCUCCCUGGGAGACCCUCUGCCCUCUCCCCCUCCCACCAGCCUGGCGAGCAGGGACCAAGCUUGCUGAUUAUCACCUGACGCGGUGCAGCCACCGAUCUCAUUGGUGGAGCCAGAUUCGGUCUGGCUCUCUCGUUCUUUCUCGCCUUCUCUGCCUCUCUCUCUCCUCACGCUGCUUGGAUUUAGCUCUUGCCUCCCUUCUUGCACUCCUCGCACUCAGCUGGGCUGGGAACAUCUCGUCGCCAGGGCAGCAGCUGUUUGCUGCGGAGCCAGACAGGAGCUGCCUAAGGGGCAUGGAAGCUGCCUCCUCGGCAGCCGGGAGAGGAGCGAGCACGAGCCGCUGCCUGUGACCCAGGCGUCCGGCCGCCGUCUCCCUGCCUAGGGAGCUCAUCCACAGAGAGGUUCUCCCUUCCCUCCCUGCCGGGUCUUCCUCCGCAGAGCCCGGGAAAGCCAGUUCCCACAGGAGCCAAACCCAAGGGCAGCAUGGAGCUGCUGUCCACUCCCCACAGCAUCGAGAUCAACAACAUCACCUGCGACUCCUUCCGUAUCUCCUGGGCCAUGGAGGACAGUGACCUGGAGAGGGUCACUCACUACUUCAUCGACCUCAACAAGAAAGAGAACAAAAACUCCAACAAGUUUAAGCACCGGGAUGUCCCCACCAAGCUUGUGGCCAAGGCAGUGCCACUGCCCAUGACAGUGAGAGGCCACUGGUUCCUGAGCCCACGCACAGAGUACAGCGUGGCUGUGCAGACGGCUGUGAAGCAGAGCGACGGGGAGUAUCUGGUGUCUGGCUGGAGUGAGACCGUGGAGUUCUGCACUGGGGAUUAUGCCAAGGAGCACCUGGCCCAGCUGCAGGAGAAAGCUGAGCAGAUCGCCGGCCGCAUGCUCCGCUUCUCUGUCUUCUACCGCAACCAUCACAAGGAAUACUUCCAGCAUGCCAGGACCCACUGUGGAAACAUGCUGCAACCCUACCUGAAGGACAACAGCGGCAGCCACGGCUCCCCCACCAGCGGCAUGCUCCAUGGGGUCUUCUUCAGCUGCAACACCGAGUUCAAUACGGGCCAGCCCCCCCAGGAUUCGCCCUAUGGUCGCUGGCGCUUCCAGAUCCCUGCCCAGCGUCUCUUCAACCCCAGCACCAACCUCUACUUUGCAGACUUCUACUGUAUGUACACGGCCUAUCACUAUGCCAUCCUGGUGUUGGCACCUAAGGGCUCUCUGGGGGACCGCUUCUGCCGUGACCGCCUGCCCCUCCUGGACAUUGCCUGCAACAAGUUCCUGACCUGCAGCGUGGAGGACGGGGAGCUGGUCUUCCGCCAUGCCCAGGACCUCAUCCUGGAGAUCAUCUACACUGAACCCGUCGACUUGUCCCUGGGCACCCUGGGGGAGAUCAGUGGGCACCAGCUCAUGAGUCUGUCCACUGCCGACGCCAAGAAAGACCCCAGCUGCAAGACCUGCAACAUCAGCGUGGGCCGCUAGGGACUCCUGGGGAGCUGGGGGUCGGAGAGAUGGCAGGAGGGCGGCUUAGGUUCAGGGAGCUGGCUUUCUCUCCCCUCUCCCCUGCUCCCUAGGUUCCAUCCGUCCACCCCACCCCCACCCCUUGGCAUUGGAAGCAACCGAGGGUGGUCUUCUUGGUAAGCAAGGCCCACCCCAAGCCUGGUGGACUUGCAAAAGCUUCUCAGCCUCAGGAGGUCCAUGAGUGGGUUGGAUUUCUGGAGAAUUCCCCCUUCCUUUCCUCUGCUUUCCUUCUCCUAAUCUUUGCCUUAUCCAAGCCUUCAUCUCCUAGAGUCCUGCCUGCCCCCCCACCAGGCUCUCCUGGGGAAGUUCCUCAGGGCCAAAGCCCAUGUGUAGCUUGGCUGCCUCCAGAGAGAUGCAGAGAGCUGUGGGGCGUCGCCUCCUUAGCCCCACCCACCCCACUCAGGGCCACCGCAGAGAGCCCCCUCCCUGCUGAGCUGGGCCUGGGGCUUCCCACUCCAGGCUAGGACUCUCUCCUCUAUAAAUAGCCUCCCGCACCGCUGUCAUGCCCUGGCUGCCCCUUGCCCAUGAGAAUCCUCUUCCUGCAUGGGAGAGCUGUCCUUCCCUUCCUCCACCUGUCCACUCCAGAUGUCCCCCCUGCUCUCCAGAGAGGGAGCCUUUUCUUCUCCUGGCUUGGUGGCCCUGGGCUGCCUGGCAUUUGUUUCUUCUGUCUGGAGAUGAUAUAUUCCCCAGCACAACUUUCCACAACUCAGAGAGCACACAGGUCUGGAACAGCAGCUGCUGGGGUCGAGGAGGGGGAAGGAGACCCCUGAGACCCUGUCCUCAGCCGGACCUUGCUCAAUGGGACCUAGAGAUGUGGAACUAGGGACCUGCAGGCUACCUGCAGAGCCCUGGCACCCCACCUGGCUGUGCGCUUUGCUCCCUGCUCUGCCACGGUGCCAUGACUGCUCUGUACCUUGUGUCAGCCGACUGGGCUCUCGGCCACUCCAGCCCCCAUGCCUGCCCACUGGCCACCAGCCCUCCUGGCACUCUCCUGGGACACGCUUGGUGAAGCCCUCCCUGGGCUUUCUGUGUUUUCACCUCAUUCCUACUGUCACAUAGGUCAUGAGGCUGGUGAGGGUGACCCCACCCCAGCCCCUUCCCCAGACAAGCAAAGCAGGAGGGUUGCCCAGGGAGGUGCUGGUGGAAGCAGCAGAGGGGAACCCCACUGUGAUUUUCACGGAAGUGACAGGGAUGACAGACAAGCAACUGGAUUUCUGUUAUGAAAGACAGAGGGGCUAGCAGGCCAAUGAGGCUGUCCCUGGGUACGGGGACAGAAACAGUGCUGCACAGUGUGCUGACCCUGAGGAUGGUUGGGAGGCCUGGGGCCUCUAGAGAUUUGUGAAAAGGCCAGGACUUGGGUCCUCAGGCUCUCCCCACCCUGUAUGGGUGGCUUUGCUGUGGGUAGGGGGUUUGCUGUCCUUCUCCAGCCCAGUGUCCUCCCGGAGCAGGGGCACGCCCACCUAUGCUGUGCUUGCGAUGUACAUCAAUAAACCCCGUGGCCUGAG
Messenger RNA from Cavia porcellus (domestic guinea pig), 3111 nucleotides. RefSeq names its product phytanoyl-CoA 2-hydroxylase interacting protein (gene Phyhip). Gene Ontology annotation, molecular function: protein binding. The coding region runs from base 575 to 1567 and encodes 330 amino acids. Gene Ontology annotation, cellular component: cytoplasm. Lineage: Eukaryota; Metazoa; Chordata; Mammalia; Rodentia; Caviidae. The record is from RefSeq and is a predicted model, not a curated record. The transcript has 5 exons.